Coffea eugenioides is the source of this 1086-nucleotide messenger RNA. Its product is annotated as NAC domain-containing protein 90-like. The transcript is spliced from 3 exons. Gene Ontology annotation, molecular function: DNA binding. Lineage: Eukaryota; Viridiplantae; Streptophyta; Magnoliopsida; Gentianales; Rubiaceae. Gene Ontology annotation, biological process: regulation of DNA-templated transcription. The record is from RefSeq and is a predicted model, not a curated record. Bases 111 to 869 code for a protein of 252 amino acids.
CUUUGUAUACAAAACAGAAACGAACACGUAAGCACGUGUGAUAAUCAGUUUGCAGUCAUCAACACGCAUGGUUUUAAACCGUAAGAAGAAGCGCAGAUUGUAAGACGAAAAUGGAAAACUUACCGCCUGGUUUUAGGUUUUAUCCAACAGAAGAAGAGUUGAUCUCUUUCUAUCUUCAUAGCAAGCUUGACGGAAGAAGGCAGGACAUUGACACAGUAAUCCCAGUUGUCGAUAUUUAUGAUCACAAACCAUGGGAUCUUCCGCAAUUUGCUGGAGAAUGUUGUCGGGGGGACCCGGAGCAGUGGUUUUUCUUCAUUCCAAUGCAAGAUAGGGAAGCUCGUGGAGGAAGACCAAAUCGGCUCACCACUGAAGGAUAUUGGAAGGCUACCGGCUCUCCGGGUUGUGUUUACUCUUCCCAGAACCGUAUCAUUGGAGUGAAAAGAACCAUGGUGUUCUACAAAGGAAGAGCACCAAACGGAGAGAAAACCCAGUGGAAGAUGAACGAGUAUAAAGCUAUUGAUGGCGAAGCCUCCUCAGCAGCACCUCCAAAGUUACGGCAGGAGAUGAGCUUGUGCCGAGUAUAUAUUGGAUCAAAAUCGUUGCGGGCAUUUGACAGACGCCCACCACCACCACCUGGAGAAACAUCGUCUCAUCAUCGUCAACCUCAUCACCAGGAGGACCAGCCAGCAACCAUUACGUCCCAUCAAACUCAUCCACCGUCACUAGCAGCAGAAAUAGCAAGCUCAACCUCCGGCUCCGGGGAGGACAAUUUUCUGGCUUCUUCCUCCCAGGGAAUGGAAAAUGAGAGCCAUGAUUUGGCUUUUAACCCCGAACCCAUGUGGGAUUGGGAACAACUCAAUUGGUUUUAACUCAUUUUCUGCCACCAAAAUCAGUUUGUUGAACUCUUAGGGCGGUUGGAUCUUUACUCAUUAAUAACUUUUUCCUAAUUAUGUUUGGUGCCCUUCAAAUAAUUAGCAAUUUUUGUCCUAUGUUGUCUUAGUCAAAUGUAAUUUUCUCUCCUAUAUAUUCUCACGAGUGAAUGCUUCCUGAGAUAUAUAUACAUGAAAGCCCGUCGAGUUCCAUGUA